Molecule: messenger RNA, 1919 nt
Organism: Chiloscyllium plagiosum (whitespotted bambooshark)
Lineage: Eukaryota; Metazoa; Chordata; Chondrichthyes; Orectolobiformes; Hemiscylliidae
Source: RefSeq, a predicted model, not a curated record
AUGGAGGAAAUGGCCGAGCCUGGAAUGGGCAGCUGGCCACUGUCGACAGGAACAAUCAGUAAGAAGCAGGAACUUAGUAGAGGGAACAAAAUGGGACAGGGUCACUAUGACUUGGAUGAUGGGGAGUGGAAUGGGAAGGGACAGUCACUGGGUUGGGAGAUAGCCACAACAAACCCAUUAGUAUCAGAGAAGUUAGAGCUGUCUGUGCUCUACAAGGAGUAUGCUGAGGAUGACCAGGUCUAUCAGUUAAAAGUCAAGGACCUGCACAAACGCUAUUGUUGUAUACGGAAGACCAGACCAGAUGGCAACUGUUUCUAUCGAGCGUUUGGUUUUGCACAUCUGGAGGCUCUCCUUGAGGACAGCAAACAGUUACAGAAAUUUAAAGCUAUUGCCUCGAAGAGCAAAGAAGAUUUGGUGACCCAGGGUUUCACAGAAUUCACAAUCGAGGAUUUCCACAACACGUUUAUGGAUGUGAUUGACCUCGUGGAGAAGCAGGGUUCAUUGUCUAACCUGAUGACAGCGUUUAAUGACCAGAGCACGUCUGACUACCUGGUAGUUUACCUGAGACUCCUCACCUCAGGCUAUCUUCAGCGAGAAUCUGCUUUCUUUGAACAUUUCAUUGAGGGAGGCCGUACAGUGAAGGAAUUCUGUCAGCAGGAAGUGGAGCCAAUGGCCAAGGAGAGCGACCACAUUCACAUCAUCGCGUUAGCGCAGGCUCUGAACACCUCGAUCCGGGUGGAAUACAUGGACAGAGGAGAAGGAAACUCAACCAACCAGCAUAUCUUCCCUGAGGGCUCGGAGCCCAGGGUCUUCCUGUUGUACAGGCCAGGACACUAUGACAUUCUCUAUAAAUAGGUUGUACAGAUCAAAACGUACACAAGAAGAUAUUGUACAGAGUUUGUGUGGGUUGUAAAUGAUAAUGGUCAUUCUGUUCCACUUUGUUACAUGAGCUGUCAUGUUAUUAAAGGGAGCCAGUCACUGAUCUCUCUUUAACACUCCCCUGUCGUUGUUCAUUCACCUCUCUAACAAAUCGGCUGUGUGAUAUCUGGUGACAUUUGCUCCCUCCCUGUUCCCUCUGAACUCCCUCUCUGCUUCUCCCCACUUCUCUUUCCACCCCCUACUCCCUCACCUAUCUCCCCAGGGUCCCUCCCCCCAUCUAUGUUGGUGUUGCCUACCUGCCAGUUGUCCGUUGCUGUUGUACAGUUUGUGCCGGGUAAGGUUAUCACUCUGUACCUCUGCCAUUUCCCUGAGAGACUAGCUGCAGCGCUGUCUGUCUCACACACACACUGAUACCGGCCUGUCCUUUCUCACAGUGACCCAAAGAGCUGGUGCUGCCUCCUGGAGAGAUCACCAUGUGGAACUUACUGACUCUGGGCUGACCUGCCUGACGGUCUGAGCUGUAACCCGGACCGGCUGGAUAAGCUAACUCCACACUGCACUGACAUUUUUAGGGGGAUUGUAUCUGUGAUUUCCACCAUGUGUCACUGUAUUUCCCCUGUUGUUCCCUGCUGCCUUUCUCUUGCAGCCUCCUUCCUGUGCCCCUCUUGCUCUGACCUCCUCCCCCCCCCACCCCUUUUCUGUUCCCACCUCUCUGUCUAUCUCCCUACCGCGCGCUCAUCCCUGCAUUGGGCUUGGGGAGUUGAAAUUGGGUUAAUUCUUCAAGCUUUAAUGGGAUCUUUACAAGGUGUGAACUAUCCACCUAGUCUCUGUGUGGAAAAAGCUUUCAGGUUUCCGAUGCUCCUGCUCACUGCUCACCUUCGGGUGAAGAUGUGAAGAGCUGGAAUCCUGGAGGAGGUGCUGAAUUUUCACCCACUCGGAAUGAUCUCUACCAGACAGGCACUCAGUAAUACCACCGCAAAUAUACUUUCAUGUUAGGGUUACAGGUGACUGCUUCCCUUCAAUAAACAUCUUGGUUCUCA